This is a messenger RNA of Psylliodes chrysocephalus, 3255 nucleotides long. NCBI's taxonomy places the organism in Eukaryota, Metazoa, Arthropoda, Insecta, Coleoptera, Chrysomelidae. The record is from the annotation of a GenBank genome assembly.
AUGACAAAUAAACAAACAAAAAAAGGUAAGAGACCUUUACAGACGUCUCUUGGCAAAGCCCCAGGCCACAAUGAUAAGGAGGAAGUUGAUCUCUCUCAUGUUAAAAAGCCCAUUGAUACCAGUAUUUUUGGAUUAAGUCAGGUUCUUUCCCUGUUACAAACUGCCACAGAAGAGGUAAAAGGUUAUAUAACUUAUGAAUGUGAUAUAAUGUAUGAAUGCCGCAUUUGCAGAACGAUUUUUAGAAGCCUAGCUAAUUUUAUUCUGCAUAAAAGAAACUAUUGCAGGUCAAAGUUCAAAGUUUAUGUCUCAAAUUGCCGAGAUCACAUUCUGUUGGAAAAACUGCACCCUCAAGAGCCGCCUGAAGAACAGAAAAUUGACAGUAACUCUGACAGAGUCCAGUUGGAUAAACAGGGUCCUGCUGCAAAGAGUUUGACACCUGUCAUAGAAAAACUGAAGGAAAAGCAAGAAAUUAAGCAAUUGAUGCAAGAACUGUUAGUUACUGACCUGUCAAAUCAGACCAGCACUGAUGAUAAGGAUGAAGAAAAGUCGAUUGUGGCUGCUAAUGAUCUGUUACUGGAAGAAAUAGCAUCAAAUAAUGCAGCAGUUUUUCAAACUGUUUUACGCAGCUUGCCUCAGAGCGACGGUUGUAAACCGGAAUUUAUGAAAAGUGAAGUGAUGGAAAUCCACGGGAUCCUUGAUAGCGACGAAGCAGUUCUAGGGAAUGAUGGAAAAAUUUGCAACUUUCAAACCAACAAACUCAAAACCAAUCCGAACGUGCCGAAGACCUAUCUGAUUUGCACUGAAUGCAACAUGAGGUUUUCCACUAAAAAAACUCUAUCUUUCCAUUUGAAAAAUAAACAUAAUGACACCAGAUUGGUUUAUGUUUGUCCAGAUUGUAAGGAAACGUUCUCGAACUCUUGGUGCGUGUAUAGGCAUCUCUAUAAGGUGCAUCGUAAGACGAUAGCGCAGGUGAAAAGGCUGAGGGAGCAGGUACACAACAGCAUGAUUAGAAAAGAUCAAGAUACUAAUAAGAAGAGUGACAAGAAGGAAUCGUCCAAUUUGGAUAAGACAGAUGAAGAAAAUCAGUGGCUGAACAAUAUCGAAGGUGACAAGGACUUCCAAAUGUGCGGCGGAUGCGGCAAAAGGUUCGAACGCAAGGCGGCGCUGCAUUCCCACGCUGCCAUGUGCACCAAACGCAUAGCCGUUUGCAACACGAUCAAGGACAAUGCCAAGAAAAAGGAAGAAUCUAAGGAUGUCAAAAAUAAAGUUACUAACAAUGCCAAUAAGUCGUCCGUUCCUGAAUCUCAAGAAACACUUAAAGGAGCUUCUAAGAGAAAGCCCUAUUUACUCCGCACUUACAAGCAACCCCCCAUCGACAACAUACCUAAGAGAGAACCGGCCUGCGACACGGUACCGUGUGAUUCAAAACCAGUUUUGGAUGAAAAGGAUUGUGAUAUGCAAACUGAUGAACAAGUUUCCUCGAAAUCCAAACCUAGAAAAAAUAGUUCGGACAGCGAUCGCAAAUCUGAAACUAGCGAUCGUAAAUCAGACACUAGCGAUCUUUGCACAACGAUCACUCUAGUAGAUGAUCAUGAAGUGUCCAGUGUGAAUGAUAAAAACGAAACGGUGAUGAACAAGAUCUGUGAUGAUGACAAUUCGAAUUGUUCUACCUCAAAGGGUAGUAGUGAUAACGUGGUUUUGAACAAAUUAGACAAAAAAAGAGUUGACCAUGGACAGUCGCAUCUGAAAGAUGGGGAGUGUUUCUGUUCUUCGCCGGCCAGGCUAGAUUCAGAGAAGAUGUUAAACAUUAUUGCAUCUUCCCUUACAGGUAUUAUUCCAAACGAGCGAAUAGAAUUGCUUAAAGAAGGUUUGCCGUCUCCGUCCUGUCAAUCGCAGGAAAAGUGUCAUAACGCUAGCGAGUUCGACCUGUUCUGCCAAAAGGUCGCCGAACAUAUGCUUAAAAUUCAAGACGAUCCAGAAAAAUCAUCUACUCCUUCCCUAGAAGAGGUUGGUACCAAAAGUACCGAAGAAAGUAUUGGAAACGUUUCCGAGUUCCAAAGCCCUGGCAAAAUUAGCAUCAGGAGCUUGGAAGAAUUGAGGGGAUUCCCUAAGGAGCAACAAACUACUGAAACAAUCAUUGACGAGGAGAUGCCUGUUUUAGAACUGAGCGUGACUCCGAAAAGUCCCAAGAAAAGUCCUAGGAGGCUCGCAAAGAGAAAGAGAACGUCGUCUUUGGACUCGAUACGGACGCACAAGACUUUUAAACAGUCCAAUUUCGACGUAUUAUUAGACAAACAGGAUUUGAACUUUAUGGCGAAAGCUUCGCCGCACAUGGACCGAGCGAGAUUGACCUGCAAAUCCUGUCAAUCCAAGCACACAUCUCUCUCGAAACUGCUGUGGCACAUGUCGGCCCACUUUUCUUGGUUCAGGUUCCAAUGCAGCAGAUGUUCAUUUGUGUCUUUUGGAAAAUCGGAGUGUGCAGCGCACGCAAAAGACGCACAUGAAAUCAGAACUGAUGAGAUUUCGAGUGUUGUAUUGCCGAUACCCAACUGGAAAACGUUGUUGAUGUCAAAUGAAUUUAGGGAGUUGAAGAAUGAUGACGAUUUUGGCGGAAAGCAUACCGAUGAGGUAAAACCGUGCUGCCAGAACGAAACCUCUUGGACGGACGACAAUGAAGAUGACCCAGCCAAAAACCUCAUCGACACGCUGUUCGUCGAUUCGGAAGUUGACGAAGUAGAUUUCACGGACAUCCACGAAAUCGAAUCGUUCCCGAUGCCGAUAACGAACGAAAUAUCGUCCGUAAAAAACGUGAGCAUCGACGUCACCGAAAACGAGCAGGAACAUUUUCAGCUCGAAGUGCCGCAGGAAAUUUAUACGCUGGACGUUUUCGAGGUGAUAAACAUCGACGAAAACGAGCCCAGACGGCCUGUCAUCAAGGAAGAAAUCGAAGACGGUGCCUUUUUAUUACCGAAUUGUUCGACGGCCAGUCCCGAAUUAAUCGAAGGCGCUAAAUUGGAGUGUGAAGAGGUGAAACAUUCUGCUACAAGUUUAACCAACAACAGACCGACUAGGAAUCGAAUGAGAAGCAUAAAAACCCUCCAAAAUGACUUUUUUUAUGAUUUGGGUAGAGUCGUGAAACGUGAAGUCGAUGGCGUUACCAAGACGAACGGCCCACAGAAGCAGAAAAAGCAAAACAGCGGCUCGAAUGUAUCGAAGAGAGACAAAGAGAUGCGAGUCUAUACGAAAAAUAAGUGA